This is a messenger RNA of Coffea arabica (coffee), 1101 nucleotides long. RefSeq lists its product as uncharacterized. The record is from RefSeq and is a predicted model, not a curated record. NCBI's taxonomy places the organism in Eukaryota, Viridiplantae, Streptophyta, Magnoliopsida, Gentianales, Rubiaceae.
UCAAGCUUCAUCUCUUAGGAUUGCUCUCCACUUUGAACUCCUUCACCCCAUCAAAGCUUAGAAGCAAAACACGUCCACUACCUUUAAUGUAUCUCUCGAAUCAUAUCUUGUCUUUUUCUUCAACAACCUGUUGUUUUGUAACGCUUAUGACGCCCACCGUUUAAGAUGGUUUAGCUUUACUGCCUUACUGACUGCCUUACUGGCUCAAUACUACUUCAAACCACCCCUAUCACCACCUUUUCUAGUUUACACAAAUCCAACUUCAAAACCAGGAGAGGUCCUUCAGAGAUCUUGAGUGAAAAUUUCAGAUGGUUUCGCUCCGUCGGCGCAAAAAUAAGCAAGCGAGCGCUAGUACUAGUGCUACUGAUGAAGAGCCCCAAAUACCGGAAGGAUGGAGAGUUGUCGACCAUGAAAAAUGCAAUGGGGAAGUAGUAAAGUGUUACACAAAUGUGAUCGGCCAAAAAUUUUUCACAAUGGAAGAUCUGAUGAGAUAUGUGGCCUAUGCUAAACGCGAGCAAAUUUCCAUCUAUAAGCCUGGUUUUCAUCCUACACAAUUAGCUCAUACCAGCUCAGAAGAUGAGUGGGAAUCCUUGGAUCCAGAUUCUUCAUCAUCAGAAGAAGAAGUAGACAAGAGAGAUGAGCUCAAGGCCCCCACUGAACGUCCAAAGGAACAAGCUGCAGUUGCAGUAUCCAGCAAGAAACUACCCAGCUCCAGCACCCAAGUCUCUGAUCAUGCCGUUGCAGUUGAUAAAAAGCUGGAUGAAGGUGCAACUUCAUCAAAAAAGGGAAAAGGCGUCGCUAAAUCUUUGACUAAACCUGUUCCGCUAAGAUCAUCACGCAGGCUCCGCGGAUUUGGUCCAGAGAUUAUCCCUGAAAAAGCUCAAGAAUCUGACGUCGUGGAAGACAAGCAGCAGUGAGGAUGAGUGAGACAAGCUGGCUAGCAAUGAGUCAUUCCUUCAUCGUAUUUUGUCUAAAUUGGAUAACUCAAACCCCUUCGUAGCAUAUGCAUAUGUUGAAAAUUUAAAGUUCUGCGUUUUGUACUGUUUGACUAAUUUAAUCUUCUUCUUGCUGUUUGGCUGUAAACAUUAUCUCUAAUAUCAU